Molecule: messenger RNA, 2824 nt
Organism: Bradysia coprophila
Lineage: Eukaryota; Metazoa; Arthropoda; Insecta; Diptera; Sciaridae
Gene: magu
Product: SPARC related modular calcium binding-like protein magu
Biological process (GO): extracellular matrix organization
Cellular component (GO): basement membrane
Molecular function (GO): extracellular matrix binding; heparin binding; protein binding
Source: RefSeq, a predicted model, not a curated record
UGUUUGGCUUUCGUUGGUUGAAGUCGGUCAUCAGGCAAAUUGUAUGCAUACAGUGAAUUCCAUUGUAUGUACAGUACAUAAAAUAUAUAAAUUAAUUGUUUGAAUUUAAUCUUCAGAUUGGUGAAAUAAACUUGUGUCGACGGAUUUCAUUUUAAAAAAACCGCAGACAAUCAACGAAACAAUAAUAAUGAUAAGAAAAAUGCAGAUUUGAUGUGUGAAAUCAUUUAUAAAUCAUCGUACUCGAAUAAAGUUCUCUAAUAAAAAUCAACGAAAAGAUAUAAUGUUCAUCACUGUGUGCUUAAUUUCAUUACUUAUACCCAUUGGAUUAUCAUCAGCAGGAAGCCGAACUGAACUUACGAUAUCUGAAUGUGCAGCGAGAGGUGGAGAGUGUGAUGAAUCAAAAGGUAGACCAGUAUGCGGAACAGAUAAUCAAACAUAUCCAACACGUUGUCAUUUAAUUAGAGCACAAUGUAGUGGCCAUCAAGUCAGCCUAAAGCACCGAGGUUCUUGUAAAGAAUGCCUCGAGUCAAGAUCAUAUGCCAUUGCACAUCAAUCGUCAACACAAAAUAAAUUCGUUCCACGAUGUCGAUCGGAUGGUAGUUAUGCAGCCGUUCAAUGUAUGCUGGGCGCUGGCUGUUGGUGCUCGGAUGGUCAAGGAAAACCUAUUCCGAAUACAACGACACGAAACGGCAAACCGAAUUGCUCAAAAAAGAGCAAGACAAACAUUCGACGUUCGCCUCUUCGCAAUGUCAAUCAACGCAACAAGCGCGGAUGCACCCGAGCCGACCAAGGCCAAUUCAAUACAAAUUUGAUAAAAGUUUUCCACACGGAACACAAUCGCUUUCUGGCUCAGAAUAAGCAUCUGAGUCCGGGCACAUCGGUUACGGAUAAAAUUGUUUUGGACUGGAAAUUUACGAUUCUGGACACGAAUGAGAAUCAUUUACUCGAUAAGAUUGAGUACAGGGAAUUGAAAAGGCUCGUGAAAAAGGUUGUUAAACCGAAACGAUGCGCACGUGCAUUUGGUAAAUUUUGUGAUAUUGACCACGAUGAGCGACUUUCCCGUCAGGAAUGGUCAAAUUGUUUAUCAAAAGAUGGAAUCAACUACGAAGAAAAUCAAACACAUGGUGUGUCAAAUGGUGGUGAUAGUGGCGCCAAUCUGAGUACCGAUUCACAUUUCGACGAUUAUGACGAUGUUGAAUAUGAAGACGAAUCAGAUGAAUACAAUGGUGGUGGUAUCAUCAGUCACAAAUACGGAAAUUCACUUAGACCUCGUCCAUAUAAUUCACCUGGCACGCCCUAUACACCUGUUUAUUUGUUACGAUCGAAAGCGAUAAAAGACCCAGAUCCAGUUGUUCGAGAAACAGAGAGUGAUUCGGAUUGCCUAGCAGAUCGUGCUGUAGCAUUGGAUGAUCAAAAGAACGGUGCCCAAGCUUUGUACGUACCAGAAUGUACAGCCGAUGGACGUUAUCAACGCGUACAAUGUUAUCGAUCGGCCGGGUACUGCUGGUGUGUCCACGAAGAUACCGGAAAAAAUAUACCAGGAACGUCGAUCAAAGACGGACGACCGGACUGUGCAAAUAACUCGAGUCGGCCUAUGAAAGGAUGUCCGGAACCGAAAAAAUUGGAAUUCUUGAAGGAACUAAAAGACUUCUUACGAAGUCAAAUCAACUCGAACGCUAACUCUGGCAGCGCAAAUGCAACGAAAUGGGCGAGUGAAGAUGAAAAAGUUGCAACGUUAAGUUUCGUAUUGUUGGACAAAAAUAAGAACAAAGUAUGGGAACGAAAAGAAUGGAAAACAUUUAGAGAUCUUGUCACAGCAGCUAGAGCUCUACGAAAAUGCGGUAAAAAGAUGCCACGAUAUUGUGAUGUGAAUAAUGACAAGAAGAUAACGCUGUCCGAAUGGUUGAAUUGUCUGAAUGCUCAUGGAAGUGCAAAGGAAGCUACAAAAACUUCAACGAACGAGAUAAAACCCACUUCGCAAACGUCCAAGCUCAAGGGACCCAAUCCAUUGGAAUCGUAUUUGAAGAGUGACUAGAAUACAUUUUUGUUGAUCAAUUUUAAUGAAUUUUGUGAUGGUGUCACAUGUUGUCGUUGUUUAUGAGGGGAUAAUUGAAUAAUGGAACAAUGGAAUACACGUCCCUGGGUUAAACAGCUAAGUUAAGAUUCUAAUAAUAUUUACGUUGACUAAAAAACAAACUUGAUAAAUCGAAAAGCUCUUUAUGUUAAAGAAUAUAUUUCUUUGCCAUUUUCUUUAAAGAAAAUGCGUAGGAAAAACCAGUAAAAUAUUAUAUUUAUUUAAUUUCCUUUUUUAUUUAUUUAAAAGAAAAAAAACGAUGGCAAUUUUUCGAAACAAAUUCAAAUUUUCUUUGUAUUACUUGUAUAGUUAUCACAUUUAUAUAGUUAUACUCAACAUUUUUUUGGUGAAAAACGAAAACGUUAAACAAUUUGAAGCUCAUUUUUCGAAAUUCGCAUGUGAAAGGACACAUCGAUGAUAUUUUAUUUUCUGUGUUUAAAAUUGCAGCAGAUAUUUUUUUCUCUACAUUUCCAUAACAUUCACCAGCAACAUUCUAUAAUAACAAAGAUAAUAAUCUGAUGAGUAAAUUAUGAUCAAAUUUUCGUAUAAAUUAAACUAUAAUUUCUGCCCAAAUAAUUAUUUUUUUUGUAUUUAAGAGUUUAAUGUGCAUGUGCCAACUUAUUUUUUAUGUAUUUUUCUCUCGAAAAUUAUUUUUGUAUUUUAGAUAAACAAAAGUGCGUGUGAUAUAAAUGAUAUUAUGUAAAAUUCGUUUAAAAUGCAAUGGAAAUAAAUUUUUUGCGCUUAAAGAAA